This is a messenger RNA of Ichthyophthirius multifiliis, 228 nucleotides long. RefSeq lists its product as hypothetical. Gene Ontology annotation, cellular component: cytosol. Gene Ontology annotation, molecular function: fructose-2,6-bisphosphate 2-phosphatase activity. Gene Ontology annotation, biological process: negative regulation of programmed cell death; negative regulation of glycolytic process; regulation of pentose-phosphate shunt. The record is from RefSeq and is a predicted model, not a curated record. NCBI's taxonomy places the organism in Eukaryota, Ciliophora, Oligohymenophorea, Hymenostomatida. The transcript has 2 exons.
AUGAUUGAACUUUGGCUCAUAAGACACGGACAAACUGAAGAUAAUAUAACUUAAACAUUAGCAGGUCAUACUCCUGGAAAACUGACUGAAUUAGGUAUUAAGCAAGCAAUGAUAACAGGAGAAUUUUUAAAAAAUGAAAAAUUUGAUUAUUCAUAUGUAUCUGAUUUAGGCAGAACAAAAGAAACAUACGAGACAAUUUAAAGGGUAAGAUGGGGAAAAUUGGAAUGA